Molecule: messenger RNA, 1250 nt
Organism: Mollisia scopiformis
Lineage: Eukaryota; Fungi; Ascomycota; Leotiomycetes; Helotiales; Mollisiaceae
Product: copper homeostasis protein CutC
Exons: 1
Coding region: 68-871 (267 amino acids)
Molecular function (GO): copper ion binding
Source: RefSeq, a predicted model, not a curated record
AUUACAGACUUUCUUAUCUCCAAAUGCCUCGCCGCUUCAGACCGUUCACCUGGCCAGCUUUGAUACGAUGCACGUGAUCGACCCCGGCUUAGAUUUCCGCUUCAAGCUUCACAACCCCGCCAACCCCACUUUCCCCACGACCCAAUUACGGUCCAGAGAUCAGGUGAAAAUACAUCUCUCAACCCCCUUACUCGUUAUGCCUCUCCUCGAAAUAGCCUGCUUCAACAUCGAGUCUGGACUCAUCGCUCAAGCUGCAGGAGCAGACAGAAUCGAACUCUGCAAAAACCAGCAGUUGGGAGGAACUACGCCACUUUUAUCUGAUUUCCAGGAGCUCAAGAAACAUGUUGAGAUUCCGAUCAACGUCAUGAUCCGCCCGAGAGGUGGAGACUUCACCUACGAUGUGAAUGAGAUACAACAGAUGGGAGUUGAGCUUGAGUCAUUCCGAGAUCACGGGGCAGAUGGCUUUGUCUUUGGAAUUUUGGGUGCCGGAAAAGUUGACAUUGAGAAGUGCCGAGAUCUGAUUGAGAAAGCCCAAGGACUGCCUUGCACGUUUCAUCGAGCUUUUGAUGAGAUAGCAGAGAAAGAUAUGUUGGAGCAGUUGAACGUCUUGAUGGAAUGCGGGUUCACAUCAGUGCUUAGCAGUGGGGGCCAGAAGAAUGCUCAAGAAGGGAUUGAGGUCUUGAAGAGAUUAGUUGAGACUUCGAAGAGACGUAUUGAUGUGAUUGUUGGUGGUGGAGUGAGGUCUACCAACCUACAAGAAAUUGAAAGGGCCACUGGCAGUGGAACGUUUCACUCGAGUGCCAUCGUUGAUGGGGGCGAGGUUACGAGCAAAGAGGAGGUUGAAGCUUUGAAAGGCAUAGUCCGAAGAUAAUCGAAAGACUUGUUCAACCGGUCGUAAGAAGUAGGAAGCUAGGCAUCAACAGACGAAUAAUGACCAUGCCUUCGAUCAUAGGGGCUCCUAUCUAUUUCCUACGUGCAAUCACUCAUGAGAGGGACAUUGGUCCAUACUGUCUGCUCCAUGGAUAUACGGUCCAGCAUGUCACGAAACAUUGGAUUUGGACCUACUACAUCUUUCUGCAGAAUAAUAAAUUCGGUGUCUAGAAUAGUAUUUUGUUUAGCGCUUGGGCUCAAUUCAGACUCCACGGCCGUUCCACUCACGGGACUGAGGUCUAUUGCAUGCCCAAGGAGAAAGCGUCCUGUGAAAGAGUAAAUGCUUCAAAAACCAUGGGUAUCAUUGCUCAAUUCCAAAU